AGUCGCGUUCGUUUUACGGCAGAAUGCAAUCUUCCACAUGGCCUCCAACCAAGCCGGAGUGAGAGUUUGAUAGUGGUCAGCGUUCAAGUGGAAAACUCACGUUGGAUGCAUACUUCGCACUUUAAAACGACAUAAAAUGGGUAAAAGUAAAACCACGAAGUUUAAACGUCCGCAGUUUAACACAGUGGGACUGCCGGUGAACGCUGUGAAGGAGGACGAGGCUGACGAGGAGCAGCACCAUGAGGAAGAUUGUUGUCCAGCCGCGGAGUUACUGGAGAAAGUAGGAACAGUCUAAAACCUCCUUUUCUUACCAGAAUUAAUCUCUGUGCGGCAUAUCUUUAUGUGUUAGAUUUCAUAGCCUUCAAACGGCACCAAUGGACAUUUAAUUUGGAGCUCAAUGUUGUAGAUUAUAGGGGAGAGUGGGGUAAAAUGAGCCAUUUUUCAUAUUUCGGAUCACUACAUCAAGGCAAUCAUAGUUUUGUUUCCAACUAGUGUAUCUGCAUGUAUUUAUGUUGUGCAUCCCUGCAAACCAACAGAAUGUGUGUAAACAUAACUGUCUUGAUAAUAUAGCAUGCCAAAGAAGUGGUCUCCUAUGGUCAAUUUAUCCCGUGUAUGGGGUACGUUGAGCCGUAUCCCUACUACCCCCCCCACUCUCCACCCCAGCCGUCCCUCACCUUUUCUCACCCUAAAUAACAGUCACUUCUUCACAUUCAUGUUUAUUUUUAUUUAUUAUACACUAUUCAACUGGUACAAUCAUUCUUUUUAUUAUUAACUGCUGAAAAGCUGUUUUGUAAAAAGCCAUUUUAACAUGAGAAUGCCUUUAAGUGAUUCAAAACAUCCACAGCUGUAUUUUUGAAAAGAAAAAGUAACACAUUUCAACUAUCUGAACUGAAACUCUGAUCCUCUCAUCAGACUUCUUUACUUUGUCAGUUUAGCCACUGGCUCAACUUACCCCAGAACUAUGAUUAUGACUUUAUUAGUCCUUUAAAUUAAAAUGGUGGACUUUUAUGUUCAUAGCUCAUAGAUACCACAAUUGAUGUAUAAAACAAAUUUAAAAUGACCUUAUUUGGUCGGAACACAAUUCUAAUAAAACAGAUUAAAUUCACUCUCUAGUGUGAAAAAUGUUUUUUUGUUUUUUUUGUAAAUAAAUGUCUAACCCUUUCACCCAUGUGCUUCUAAACUUCACAGACUCCAUGAAUUGAUGCCCAUCUCCUAAAUAUUUGGUCAAUGAUCAAUUUCGUUUACCAUUUCCAAGCAACAGGAGGUGGCUCAACUUACCCUUUGGGUCAACUUACCCCACUCUCCUCUACUGAAACUUGAUACUGAAACUACAUUGAUCCUGGAAGAUUUACUCAUAAAUGAUUGUACAGUUUAGAGUCUUGUGUCUGAAUGAAUGUAAUGUACGUAUAUAAAGCCUAAUUUUCCAUCCUCUUGUAAAUUGUACAUUCCAAAUCUAACUCAACAAAGCCUUAAAGCUCCAUGAACCGUGUGUCCAUCAUGAGUUUCCUCCAGGGCGUGGGAAAGAGGUCUGUUUGAAUAGUCCAGUUGUGAUUUUUACAUUUCCCUAUAGUUACAGAGUCCCAGUGCAGACAUGCGGGAGUUUGCAUGUGCCAGCAUCUCUCGGGUGGUGCAGCAGAGUCAAACCAUCCCUGGUUUCCUACAGAGGGAUGCCGUGAGGCGCCUGGGGCCCAUGCUGCUGGACAGCUGCCUAGCUGUCAGGGAGACUGCUACUGGGGCGCUCAGGUUAGACCACCAGCAGUGGGGUUUAUCCCACAAACUAAGGGGGGAUGUUCUGAUAAGACCAGGAUGGUUUUCCCAAAAGUAUCCCUAGGUCACAUCUUAGCUUGAAAAAUGUAGACCCUGUCUGGACACAACAAGCUUCAGGCAAAACAGCAUUAGACCGGUCAUCAACAGGUCAGCUUGUGAAGAAGAGAGUACAAAAUCAGAGAUACCCAAGGGCUGAUUUUGUGAUAAACAUACAUAAAGCUUUCUGCUCUAAGAAUGACCUGACACUUCAGAAAUUAUGAGACUGUUCCUCCCAGAAGACAGGGAGUGCUUAGUGUAUCACCGUAUUAACAAAAUUAGUUACUUUUUGGAAAAUUCUCGGAAAGGUAUUUCCUUUCAACAAACAUUUUGACUCAUUGAUGCUAUAGGGGGCAUUUUAAAUGAAGAUCAAGAACUAAAAUAUGUUUUUUCAUUAUCAAACAGGAGUUGAUAAGAUGACCGAUUGUAUGGUAGCAGUACUGGCUGUAUUAAGGCCAAGUGAAUCAGUAUGUUGGUUUUAUAAAGGCUAUGAAAAACUACCUGAGUUCAACCUGUACUCCUGUUCUGCUUCUGCAGUGUUGACAAAACUAUGAAGGACAUUUUUAAGUCUAUUUUUAGUUUAAAAGUAAUUUUUGGUUGGUGACUUACUUUCAUGCAAACUAAGUCACAAAACAGUUAUUUUCACCUGGUGUUUUUUAAUUAUUAUUUUCAUAUUUAGAUACGGUCACACAACAGUGUGUGAUUGUGCAGCAUAGUAAGGUACAGAGGUAUUUAUCAGUUAUGCACUGAAGAGGGCGCCAUGUUUCAACAAAAUGUCUGCCCUGUAAUAAAGAAGGAGCUUGCAUCUGGUGGCUUGUGUUAGAAGUAUAAUAUUACUGAUUGUAUAUGACUUUAGUCUGAGUUCAGUUCAUUCUUAUUCCUGAUUUUCAUGGCAACUUUUCUAAAUAAAUCACCCCAAACUUCUCCAAAAGUGCAAACAUCUUAUCAGGGCUGUUGAAUUUGAUCAGAAUUUUAACCCCAAAAAGCUGUUAUGAUCAUUAUCAUAACCAGCAUCCUACAUACAGUCAACUCCCGUUUGUAUGCACAACUUUAUCCUCCUGACUGUCGUCCUCCAGCAGAUGCUAAAUCAAGGCUUGGUUUGGACAGUACACCAAACUAAGACAGACCACUCGCAGGUCUCCUUCAGGCUCUCGCACAAAAACAAACAGCGUCUCUGACAGCACCCCGACAAAAUGAUGACUGUGUGUCUGGGACAUCUUUCUCCCCCUUGCAGGAAUCUGAGUGCAUGUGGAGGUCAGGAGGUGUGUGAGGACAUGGUGAAACACGACGUCAUGACCCCUCUGACAGCGCUGCUUAGAGAGGUGAGAGUGCUGCUGCUUUUAGCCCAUCGCAUCACUUUGGUUCCUUUUCAUCAGCUGCUGAAGCAGACAGUUGUGAUAUACAGUAUGUUUGCAGUAAUUAGACUUCCUUCAGCUGCACUGAUACUAAAGAAAAACAGACUCCUAGCAUCAAAAGAAAUCACAGUGUCAACACUUUUUUGAAGUUAAAGGUUUUCAUAAACCAUGUUUUUGUCUUUCAGUGUUGUGCUGGGUUUGAGAGCGCUGCCGUGUCAAUGACAGAUCAAAAGAAUGCUGUGGAGGAUAUCGCCAAUGAAGCUGUGAACCUGUUGUGGAAUCUGUGGUAGGACUGAACGUUGGGCUCAGAUACAUGCACUUAUUCUCCAGGGAGAAUUCCUUUGUUACAAGUCUCCUUUUUGUCUUGUCACCAAACACUUUUGUCAAUUUUUUAUUGUGGUACCCCCAAAUAUCUCCUAAAACUAUCAGCUAAAAUAGUUAAUCUUGCAAUGGUGAUUUCACUGGUUGUCAAUUUUUUGUACUGUUCUAAAAUUGAUAGAUAACUAUUAAUACAUCUUCAGUGUAUUCUGUCGUAGUGCGUUCCUUCUAGUUGACUGUCUGUCUCAUGUUGUGUUCCAGUGAGAGCAGCAGUCAGGCACUGUCGGUGUUUAACAAGAGUGGUCUCCUUGAUGUGGUCAUGCAGUGCAUGGAGAGACACCCACACAAUGUUGAACUCGCCAUAUCUGCUGGUAGGUCUGAUUAACACAUGGACUCAGUUUCCAUAACGAAUUUUAUAAAGGUUCAUCUGCACAUUAGCUGAAAAAGAUCUGUGUUUCUGGACAGCUUUUGAACUGUAGUAGGGUUCAGUUUUAAGUUUGUGAUAUUUCUUAGAAUGUCAUAGUAACGUGCUAAGAAAUGAAGUCAUACCUAAAAAAGGCAGAAUUUAGUAAGAUAGUGAGCAUGAAUGAGAACUAAGCCAGAUUUCAAACACUUAAACAGUAAAUGUGGUGUAUGUUUGGGGUAAAUGGCUUCUGCCUCCAACAUAAUUUUUAAACCAGCGUUAUGACAGCGGUAUCUUUAUUUCCAUUUAACCAAAAUAAAUUGGCUUGUUUUCCUAAAUGUUGAACUAUUCAUUCCCUCCCUUUUGUGUUUGACCAGCUCACUGUUUGCACACCGUGACUGAGGAUAACCCAGAGCUGCUCAGUAGCUUGAACCCUACUGUGCUUGGGGUUCUGGAGAAUGCACUACUGUCAUCUCAGCCCAGCAUGGCACACACCCUCCUCAAGACACUGGCUGCAGGUAGAAUAAAGUACUUGUUAUGUCUUUAUAAAUAAACUGUUACAAAACACCUCCAUACACUUUGUCCUUUUCUGUCUGCUGUCAACCAGGGACUCUGUGGAACAUGAAGGGAAGUCUGCCUGCUGCCCGUCAGGCCCAGACCCUCAACACUGUGGUGGCCACCUUGUCAAAAUGCCUGGACCUGGACUCAGGUACACUGAUACCUGAACUCAAACAGGCAGAAGAGGUGCGAAACAGAAAUGCACCAGCUGCUGCAGAGCUAGAGGAGCCGGCGGCAGAAGAGCUGGUUGAGGAGGAGAUGGAUGAGGAGGAAGGACCUAAACAGAAGAGGAAUGGAAAAGCUGUCAGGGCUGAUAAUGACUUCUCUGACCUCUUGCCAGUAAGUGGUAUCUUGUAUCUUGUUCAUAAAGUCACAUUGGCCUUUUGCUGUUUAUGAAUGCGACAGGUUUGAAGUCUUUUCUGUCGCGUGAGCUGAACUUUGAACACAGUAAAACACACCUGUCCAAGAUUAUGAACUUUGAUUCGCUGUCAGAAGCAUGAGUUCAUUCUUGUCAGAUAAGGUCAGGGAGAUGACUCAUAUACAGUAUGUUGGCUGAUAUAUGAAAAAGCGCCACUAAGAAAUAUCAAAGAGGUUUUAAUUUGUUCUACAGAGCACUGACAAAGACUGUUUUAUGUCUUGCUAAGUACUCAUGGUAGUCACAAACCUCUCAAAUACCCAAAUGGAGAGUAUAAACUGAUAAACAUUCAUAAAUUUGUAUUUUAGAAUUUGAUACAACAGCCAUUGUCCAAAAUUAAUGUAAGUGCAGUUAUAGACCUAUUCUUAUUGACAUGUUAAACAUGAUUUUCCCGUGCUUUUGUGAAGAAAGGUGUCACUCGAUCUGACAUUUUUUGGAAUAGUUUCAACAGUUUCAAUUUAUGCCUAGUGAAAAGGUGUUGAACGAGUCACCCCAGAGUGUGAGCAGGACUGACAUAGCAAAAAAAAAAGCCUUGUCAGAUUCUAGGGACACUUCCCAGAGUUCAUGUUGGGAGCAGCCUCUGGCUUCCACUGAACUUCCAUUCCCCAGCUCUGAGUCUGGUCAGACAGACCUAACCUUAUCUAUCAGUCACCAGAGUUUACAGAGGAAGUUCCAGAGCAUUCUCAUUAUGUGGGUUACACUUGAGUUUUAUUUUUAAAUGAAGUUUUGUUGUUCUACUUAAUAAGUAUGAAUAAAAACUUCAGAGGAGAUUUUGGUCAUGACGCUGCUACACAAUCUCAAUGCAUUAGGGGAAGUUAUAUUCAGUAAGUCUUCUCUGUGGCAGGCGUCUAAACUCAGACUGGGUGAUAAAGGCACAAACAGUCAUCGUUUUGGUAGCUUGUUGACUCACAUGGCUGCUUGUUUUUGUCCAGAGGGGUAAGGAGGAGCUGAGGGAGGCAUCGGCCUUGCUGACAGCCCAGCAAACGUCCUUAGAGAUCAUUGUCAACAUGUGCUGCUCUGAUGGUGAGUAUUGCGGGCACAGACAGCAGUGCUGACCCCAGGCACUUUUCAUCAACAUUAUGUCCUGUGACACCCCCACCCACUAUUUGUUAGCAUAUCAAAAACACUUUUUCUAACAAAAACAUACUUUAAAUGUCUUUUUUGAGUUUCUGGAUUCCCUCCAGUGAUCUGUAUUGUUUCUCUGAUCAAUGCUCUGUGUGUGUUUUUGCCUGUUCAGACCCCUCUGAUGAUGAGUGGGAGGAAGAGUCAAGCAGCGAUGAAAGCGACAUGGGUCCUGAUGGCCUCUGUGAUGGAGUGUCAGAUCUAAUGUCCCCACUUUGUUUGUCGGCUGAGGUUCAUGCAGCGUUAACGAACCACAGCAUCCCUGAAAAGGCAAAUACCUGUUUUUGUUCUUACUGCCUGUAGUGUCAGCUAAAAUGAAAGGAGGGAUCCCUUGAGGUGUUGGAACAUUGACAAAAGCAUUUAAAGGCUCUGUAGCUGUCAUCUCGAUAUGUUUUUCACUUUAAUUAAAAAGUUAAAUGUGGUUUGAUUACACUGUGAUCAUCCUCCCCUCCAGGCUAGAUGGAUGUGAUUACUUAAAAUGAAAGACUUGAUGGAGCUCCCGAUUUUUGCACACACAUUAACAUUUCUAAUGGUUUAAAGUUUGUCAAAGUGAUAUUUUUGUUUUCUUAUGAAAUCAAGGUCCUUAAAAAGAGUGGGUUUCCCAGAAUUGAAGCAAUGGAUUUGUGCAAAGAGAACCCCUCCUGGAGAGGCCUGAUAAAAAAGUAAUCUUUCAGUUUUCUGCCCUUUUAUUUCUCUGCUAAAAAUAUAAAGAAUUGAUUAAUUCUUGAGUUGAUUAAUUUUUACAAAGGGAAUUGACCUUAAUUGCCUCUUUUUCCUUCAGAAUGCAGCGUGUUCAGUCCAGAGCUCUGACCUGCCUUCACAGCAUCCUCUCUACUAUGGAUGCAGAGUCUCUCGGAGGAGCAGCUGCCCUGCAGGAAGCAGCACAGCACCUGUCAACGCUGGUCUUUGGGGCAGCAGGUGUGAUGUCAUUUUGUCAUACAGCAGAGAUGUCACAUUAUAUUUCCCUCUUAGUUGUAUUUAUGUCUAAAAUACAUAUAAAUAUAUAUACAGUAAAAUAGCUGUGACCAGUAUAAAACGGUAACAUCAUAAAAGGUGACAGAAUAGUAAAUUAUCGAUCAAUAUCAUAUAAAUACCCAUUCAAUAAUAACAUUUUUAAAUUUUUCUUUCUAAUGCUUUUAGAGAUACCAAAAGAUGAAGAGUUCCUCGAGGCUGUCAUCAGUGCAAUGCGGUCUCUUUUACAAAUGAUUGCCUCCAAAAAUAUCCCCCAGGUACAGAGUACACUUAACCCUCAGCAUUUGCAUGAAUUUGUCUGUGAUUAAGAGUCAACUUGUGUUUGUACAUUUUAAGUGAUGGUCUCUCAGCUCAUGUUGAGAUAACUUUGACGACAAUAUCAGGGUGAAGUUCUUGUGGGACUUUGAUAAGCCCCUCUUAAGAAUAAAUACAACUGUUUGUACCAUGUAAAUAUUGGUUCACAUGACAAGGCGACGGCACAAGUGUAAAAUUGGUGGAAGGUCCCUUAAAUCCUUUUCACUCUUGGUUGCAGUGUGCACUGGAUAAAUUCAGCUCACACAGAUGCUAGAAAUUGUAUUCUCGUCAUACUCAUAAAUGAUCUGCCAGCUCACACUAAAGGCUGCCUAAUGUGUUUGUAGGACAGCUCAAUAUCUGCCUGUUUUUUUUGUUUUUUUUCAGUGUAUGACCCCGCAGCAGCUGAUGAGCCUGAGUGAGGCAGCCACUGCCUGUGAAGUUGUCAGUGUGAGGGUCAACGCCGUUGCCAUUCUGGGCAUCACUGGCAGCACAUUAGCCAAAGAGAAGGGCACUUCUGGAACCCUUCAGGUAAACUGUUUCUCCCUUUAUCCGGUCCUUGACUAUUUCUUUAGCUAAAAAAUUGUGCCCUUACAGUUGAUCGGAAACGCCUUACUACAAGUAGCCACCAGGGAUACAGACCUGGUUGUGAAUGGGGAAGCCCUGGAUGCGUUGUUUGAUGUCUUUGCUGAUGGAGAAGAGGCAGAGACAGCCGCCAAAAAUAUCCAGUUACUACCUGCACUAAAGGCACUUCAACCUGUCUUUAAGGCUAAGGUACCUGGCACGUUUUAUUUAAUAUUGCUAAUGUACAUUUUGAAGAAUAUUAUCUGAUAUCUCACAACGUUGUUUUCCUCCUAGAUUCGUAAAGAAGGACGAGGGAAGUACAGCUCUCAGCAGCUCUGUGUGUUAGACAACAUCAAAAUCAACCUGAGGAGAUUCAUCGGUUAUCUGGAGAAGGUGGUAAAAAAAUGAAAACUGUCAGUCCUUCACAUUUGAAAUAGGUGGACCUGUAUGGACUGUUUGGACAAAAAUGCCAUCAGUGAAAGAGAAUGUCAUGGAAUAUGGUUUUUAAACCAUCAGGUACUUCUUACUUGGAUGGUUUACUGUUUGUUUUUGACUUGUUUUCAGUGUUGAUAUUUUAAAUAAUUAUUUACUAUUUUAAAAAGUAUAUGAGUUGUGAAAAAGACAUGGUGACAUGCAAUAUUUGUUUUAAGUUACUGCAAACUGCAGUACAAAAGAUGUUUUUUUGCUCCCUUAAUUCGUGUUGGUCAACCCAAAAAGUGGUUAUCUAUGUUGAAAGAUUCUUUUUUCUUCAUACAUUGUAAAGUUGUCAAUUGUACAGAGCUGAAACUGGGCUUGACAAAAGUUUCUUGAGAUCUUUUCAUGAUUGAAAAGGCCUAUGAUGAUUGUGUGCUACAGUGUGCUACAGUGACUAAAAAGCAGAGCUUGAAAAUUACAGGUCCUUUUGGGACCAUCCCAACAUUGAACACCUUAAAAGAAAAUAACUUUUAACGGUUAUUGAGUAGUAGACUGUUCUGCUUGCCCAAAAGAAAUGUAAUUACAAAGUCACCGCAGUGACUCACUAAUCUUGGAAGGUGUUGUCUUACUGCCAAGGUUUUGACAAAAUUAAAAUCUUUGAAAACAGACGUUUAGCCUUGAGAAAAACACACAUUUCCUACCUCUGCCUUUCUGGCCUCUCGCCAUCGCCCUUCUAGUUUCAUACUCUGAGGCAUUUCUCAUGUGAAUGCUGUGAGAAAACUGGCAUUGUUGGUGCUUGUGAGCUGUGGCUGCCAACACAGACAACAUUUUUGUAAGUAACAGAGGUAGCACGUGAGGGACACCUCCAGAUUGAAAACAUGUUGGUGUCACCGACACUAAUCCCUUGUUCCUUGUUCAUAGAUCAAUCAAUUUCCAAGUUUGUUUUUGCAGCUGGUGGUUCUGGCAGAACCACCAGCUGUCAGUUUUGAGCAAUGAUUCCAAACUUAUCAUGUUUGACAAGUUAACACUUUGAGCAGUUAUUAUGUUUGAACUUGGCUCGGAGUUCCACAACUAUUCAAGGCAAUAUCACCUAGAUUGCAUGUCAAUGUUCAAAGAAGAUAACUUCAUUUAUGGGAGAACACAUCAUCAGGCUGAGUGAUUUCUGAUUUUUUUUCUAAUAAAUAAUUGCCUUAAA
Molecule: messenger RNA, 9410 nt
Organism: Xyrichtys novacula (pearly razorfish)
Lineage: Eukaryota; Metazoa; Chordata; Actinopteri; Labriformes; Labridae
Source: the annotation of a GenBank genome assembly